Molecule: messenger RNA, 3334 nt
Organism: Ruditapes philippinarum (Manila clam)
Lineage: Eukaryota; Metazoa; Mollusca; Bivalvia; Venerida; Veneridae
Product: acyl-CoA dehydrogenase family member 10-like
Exons: 22
Coding region: 72-3188 (1038 amino acids)
Molecular function (GO): flavin adenine dinucleotide binding; oxidoreductase activity, acting on the CH-CH group of donors
Source: RefSeq, a predicted model, not a curated record
CUGGUUGGCCUGAGUUUACAAGACAUGGAAUUUAAAACACCAACGGAGGAAACUUCUUUUUGAAUUCCAGUAUGUUACGGCCACCAGCUGCCUUUUUCAGAAUGUUACCAUGGCAACAUUUACGUGCCCAGCAGAGGGGCAUGCCUGCAUGUCUUACCACUGCAGCAUCUGGAAAGACAGAGACAAGGGCAGUUAUCUUUGAUAUGGGAGGAGUUAUCUUGCCUUCUCCAAUGCUAAUAUUUCAAGACUUUGAAAGGCAAAAUAAUUUACCUGAUGGGUUGAUAUUGAAGACGAUUCUUUCUGACAGAACUAAUGGAGCAUGGACAAGAAUGGAGGAAGGGCGUCUUAACUUGUCCGAAUUUGCUAAAGUUUUCAGUGAAGAGUGCUCCAAUCAGCUUGGCAAGUCUGUGGAUAUGUCGGAUCUUAUGCCACGAUUUAGCAAGUUCGCAGUCACGCCAUUCCCGCAGAUGAUAGAUGCUAUAAAGUGUGUACGAGCAGAGGGACUGAAAACGGCACUACUUACAAAUAAUUGGUUCAACCUAGAUAGCCAACAGACUUAUAUACCACUUGAUCUGUCCAUGUUUGAUGUGGUAGUAGAAUCAUGUAAAGUUGGAUACCGGAAGCCUAACCCUAAGAUAUACGAGAUAGUAUUGAAGGAGUUAGAUCUGCCCGGUGAACAAUGUGUGUUCCUUGAUGACAUGGGAGGCAAUCUAAAAGCAGCUAAAGAGUUUGGUAUUAAAACUAUCAAGGUGAAGGACCCAGAUCAAGGUGUCAGAGAUUUGGAGGAAGAGCUUGGCCUGACAAUGCGAGGAUAUGUGCCAGGGACAACUACUGUACCAAAACGUCUUCAACUUGACCAGAAAAAAUUGAAAAGUUUCCUCAAUUGGCAACUGAAGUUACAGUCUAAAGAGGAGCCUAUAUUGAGAUGUUUCUCUCAUGGACAGUCUAAUCCUACAUACUUCAUCAGAUAUGGAGGCAAAGAUAUGGUGCUUAGAAAAAAACCUCCCGGAAAGUUAUUGCCGUCAGCUCAUGCUGUGGAGAGAGAAUAUAAAGUUAUGAAAGCUGUGAAACCACAUGGUGUACCUGUACCUAAAAUGUUGGCUCUUUCUGAAGAUGAUAGUAUAAUAGGGACACCAUUCUACAUUAUGGAGCAUGUACCAGGCCGUAUUUUCCAGGACCAUCUUUUAGAGGGUCACUUGCCAGAGGAGAGAACGGCUAUAUACCAGGAGAUGGUGAAAACGUUAUGUAAGAUACACUCAGUGGAUAUCAACGCAGCAGGACUGCAAGACUACGGAAAACAAGGAGGUUAUUUGAUGAGAAAUUUUACAAGAUGGGCAAAACAAUAUGAGGCCAGUAAGACAGGAGAAAUAGAGAGUAUGAAUAAACUUAUGGAGUGGAUUCCUACACAUUUACCUGAGAAUGAACGCUGCACUAUUGUACAUGGAGAUUUCAGACUAGACAACUUGAUUUAUCACCCACACAGACCUGAUGUUUUGGGUGUACUUGAUUGGGAAUUGUCAACACUUGGUGACCCCUUUUCUGACCUAGCAACAAUGGUCAUAUGUUAUUAUAUUCCACCUAAUUUCCCUAUGUUUCCAUCAUUUAUUGGAGUAGAUUUGAAGGCUAUGGGUAUACCAUCAGAACAACAGCUUGUAGAGAUGUACUGUAAACGUAUGAAUAUACCAGUUAUUGACAACUGGGAUUUCUACGUGGCCUUCAACUUCUUCAGGUUUGCUGCCAUCUUACAGGGUGUUUACAAACGUGCUAUUUCAGGACAAGCUAGUUCACCGAAUGCUGAACUUGUUGGCCUGUAUGCGAAAGAAGUAGCCAACAAGGCGUGGGAGGUGGCUUCAAGAAGUAAUAUAAAACCGACCAAUCAAAACACAGCAGGAUCCUCGUCAGGGAGAAGGAAUUAUAGCACGUCUGCAGCAUCAAAUAUGGCCAGUGCAGGUGAAAUGGUAAUAUCUGUGGAGAAUCUUCAGCCACGUGCCAAGACUCUCUACAAACAAGUGAAGGAGUUUAUAGAGAAAGAGAUAGCUCCAUUAGAGUCUGCGUAUGUUGCUCACAGCCAUUCUGAUGACAGAUGGAAAAUAUUCAAACCACUAGAGGAACUUAAGGCUAAAGCAAAGGCAGCAGGGUUAUGGAACUUGUAUUUGCCAAAGGAGUCAGACCCGGGUAUGAAGUAUGGGGCUGGACUAACUAAUGUAGAAUAUGCAUUCAUCUGUGAGGAGAUGGGAAAAUAUAUUAUAGCACCAGAGGUGUUCAACUGUUCAGCACCAGAUACAGGGAACAUGGAGGUAUUAGUCAAGUACGGUACAGAGGAACAGAAACAAAAAUGGCUUACACCAUUGUUAAAUGGGGAGAUCAGAUCCUGCUUCGGAAUGACAGAACCUGCUGUUGCCUCUUCAGAUGCCACCAAUAUUCAAUCUUCUAUUGAAAGAGAUGGAGAUUUUUAUGUGAUCAAUGGUACGAAAUGGUGGACAUCAGGAGCCAUGCACCCUAAAUGUAAGAUAUGUAUAUUCAUGGGUAAAACUGAUACAAAGGCAUCUACACAUAAACAACAGAGUAUGAUACUUGUUCCCAUGGAUGCACCAGGGGUCAAGAUUAUACGACCUUUAAGUGUGUUUGGUUACGAGGAUUCUCCAGCUGGCCAUGCAGAAGUACUAUUUGAGAAUGUACGGGUCCCUGCUUCAUACAUGUUACUGGGUGAAGGUCGCGGAUUUGAGAUAGCUCAAGGUCGUUUAGGACCUGGUAGAAUACAUCAUUGUAUGAGGCUUAUAGGUCAUGCUGAAAGGUCACUGAGCCUUAUGAUUGAUAGGACUAUGAACAGAGUUGCUUUUGGGAAGCCCUUAGCGGCACAGGGAACCAUUCAGGCAGACGUCGCACAGUCUAGAAUAGAAAUUGAACAAACAAGGUUAAUGGUGCUUAAAGCUGCACAUAUGAUGGAUCACUUUGGUAACAAGGUUGCAGCCAAUGAAAUUGCAAUGAUCAAAGUUGCUGCACCAAAUAUGGCACUACGAGUGAUUGACAGAGCUAUACAGGCGCAUGGUGGAGCGGGGCUGCAUGACGAUUUACCUCUAGCAAGUUUUUACGCAUGGGCAAGGGUUUUACGCCUAGCAGACGGUCCAGACGAGGUUCAUUUGCGUGCAGUAGCAAGAAGAGAGUACAAACAAGCUUCUAAGUUAUAGAGAUCAGCACGUUUGACAUACUUUGAAUAUAAACAAGCUUCAAAGUUACAGAGAUCAUCUUGUUUAACUCUUCUGAAGGCAAACAAGCUUCUUUGUUCUGAGUUACAGAGACCAUCUUGUGUAACUAAAGAAUACAAAAAAAAAAG